AUGGCCUUGGGGACACCUGAGAACUUCCAGCCAGCUCCACUUUUGCCCAAACAUGCUCCACAUCCUGCUGCUGCCUCUUGGAAAUCCACAGACCAGAGGAGGGCCAGAGGAUGUUCAGAAAACUGUCUCGAACAGAAGCUGAGAACACCUCGCCGAAGAUGUCAGCAGCCCAAAAUGCUGAAUAGCCCUGAGGAUAACAUGUACUAUAACCAGUUAAACGGAACUCUAGAAUAUCAAGGGAGCAAGAGGAAGCCAAGAAAAUUUGGCCAAAUCAAAGUGCUUGAUGGGGAAGAUGAAUAUUACAAAUCACUCUCUGCGGUGGAUUCGAUCCCUGAAGAAGACAGCUCCAGCCACUGUUCCCUGCUCUCCUCAUCCUCUCAAGGAGAGCCUUUGGCUGAAAGCUGA
This is a messenger RNA of Gracilinanus agilis (Agile Gracile Mouse Opossum), 405 nucleotides long. Its product is annotated as myosin-IIIb-like. The transcript is spliced from 4 exons. Lineage: Eukaryota; Metazoa; Chordata; Mammalia; Didelphimorphia; Didelphidae. The record is from RefSeq and is a predicted model, not a curated record. Bases 1 to 405 code for a protein of 134 amino acids.